AUGGCAGAUUCAUCGAGGGACAAAGGUGCGGAUCAGCAGGGGAUUUUCAAAAUCGUAGCACGCUACAUUCCCUACUUUCGAAAUCCGCAGCAUGUCUUGGUAUUCAAGCUGGACUGUCUGCUGUUGACAUGGACUUUCAUUGCUGGAAUCUUGAAAGAGAUGGAUCAGAGUGCCACUGCGCAGGCUUAUGUUUCGGGGAUGAAAGAGUCCCUGCAACUAUACGGGAAUGAAUUGGUCAACUUCAACACUUUCUUCUCUGUUGGAUAUGCCAUUGGUCUCAUUCCGGGCCAGUUGAUUCAGACCAAGGUUCGGCCUUCGUUGUUUCUGCCAUUUUGCGAGAUUUCGUGGGGAAUCCUGGUUACCUGCAUUGCUCAAGCACCCAAUGCGAAAACCAUAUAUGCGCUCCGAGUACUGCUGGGGCUGUUCUCGGCAGUGUUCUGGCCUACAGCAGUAUCGAUGAUCUUCAAUUGGUAUACACCCGCCGAGCUAGCCAAGAGGAUUGCCUUCUUCAGCGUCUCAGAUGCAGCAGGUGGUAUGUUCCUGAGCGCUCUUCAAGCGGCACUUUACACCAACAUGAACGGGGUGCAUGGCAUCUCCGGAUGGCAAUGGCUGUUCAUCGUCUCGGGUGCAAUCACCAUCGGACAGGGUCUGCUUGGUCUGAUCAUCAUCCCAGAUACCCCCUCUCUCACGCGUGCGAUUUGGCUCACGGACGCGGAUAAAAGCAUUGCACGCAGGCGAAUGGCCGAGUUUGGCGCUACGACUUCCAACAUGAUCCCGACAAAGGUCGUGGUGCAGAAGUUACGCAAGCUCGUCAUUCAUCCUGUGACGUAUUUCUUCUUGGCUUCGUUUGCGUUGAGCGCUUGGGCGAAUCGAGCAAACUCUUACUUCACGCUUUAUCUUGAAGGAUUGAAGGACUCGGCCGGAAACCUUCGAUUCAGCACGUAUCAAGUCAACGUGAUUCCCAUGGGAGGCUAUGCACUCCAGAUUCUCACAAAUCUGGGCCUCAACGCACUAUCCGAUUGGAAGCAAUGGCGCUGGCAAAUUAGCAUUGCUCCGGCAUUCCUGUUGGGCAUUGUAUUGAGUGUCUUGAGUGCCUGGCCUUCGGACUGGAGGGUGAUCCUGGUCUUCUAUUUCCUCACAUAUGCGACAAAUGCGGGAAGUCCGUCACUUCUAGCUUGGCUGGCUGAGCUGCUCAAGAAAGAACCGGAAGCACGGUCUAUUCUUGUUGCUCUGACGGUGACCAUUGUGUACAUUGGCCAUGCCACGAUUCCAAUUCGAGUCUGGAGGACGAGCGACUCCCCGAGGUAUCCGAUUGGGUUUCCGCUUGCCACUGCGUUUAUCUUCUCUUCGAUCUUUGUUCAAUUUGGGAUGCUUUGGUGGGGACGGCGAAACACCCAGUUGGCUGAAUACGGAUAUGAAGCGUCUGGUUUCUCGUCCAGGGCUGAUGAAGAGAGUUCAGAAUUCACCAAAGAUGCAUUGGAGCCACAGGGAGAUUCGAAGAUUGGCGAUGUGAAAGUAUCAGCCAUCGAAACCCAAUCCAACUUCAAGAACCCUUUUAUGUCCCCUUUCAUUCUAUCACCUUACGCCCAAGACAUGUCUGAAUCCACUCCCCUCAAGCCCCCAAGCAAGCCGGAAGGCAUCGACCUCUAUGCCCGCUUCGCACUCGCCGGUGCCCUGGGCUGCUCCAUCACCCACAGCGCCUUCACACCAGUUGACGUUGUGAAGACUAAAAUCCAACUCGACCCAAGCACCUACAACCGCGGCAUGAUCGGCAGCUUCCGCCAGAUAAUCCGCAACGAAGGCAUCAGCGUUCUAGCGACAGGUUUCGGGCCAACCUUCGCAGGCUAUUUCAUGCAAGGAGCCUUCAAAUUUGGCGGUUACGAAUUCUUCAAUCAGAAAUUCACAGAUGCGCUCGGUGCAGAGCGAGCUCAGCAGAACCGUACACUCGGGUACGUUCUUGCAGCUGGUUCGGCUGAGUUCUUUGCCUCGAUUGCUCUGUGUCCGUUGGAAGCUACGCGGAUUCGGCUUGUCUCGACGCCUGGCUUUGCCAGUGGUCUGGUUGGUGGGUUUGGGAAGAUUCUGAAGAAUGAGGGUGUGGCUGCGUUUUAUUCGGGCUUUGGUCCUAUCUUGUUUAAGCAGGUUCCUUAUACGAUAACCAAGUUCGUCGCUUUCGAGAAGAUCUCAGAAGCUAUUCUUGGCCAGUUUGAUAAGUCGCAAAUGUCGGCUGGGACAUCCACUGCUGUGAACCUGGGUUCUGGUCUGCUUAGUGGCUUUGCCGCUGCCAUCGUGUCGCAACCUGCUGAUACCAUGUUGUCUAAGAUCAACAAGACUAAGGGUCUGCCUGGUGAGAGCACUGUUUCUCGCUUGGUCAAGAUUGCGGGUGAGCUUGGUCUGCGUGGCUCUUUUGCUGGUCUCCCAACGCGUCUUUUCAUGGUUGGUGGACUUACUGCAGGGCAAUUCGCUAUCUAUUGGGAUAUCAAGAAGCUCCUAGGUGCUACUAAAUAG
Messenger RNA from Penicillium olsonii, 2505 nucleotides. The record is from the annotation of a GenBank genome assembly. Lineage: Eukaryota; Fungi; Ascomycota; Eurotiomycetes; Eurotiales; Aspergillaceae.